This is a messenger RNA of Hemiscyllium ocellatum (epaulette shark), 997 nucleotides long. It is a transcript of the gene lmo3, whose product is annotated as LIM domain only 3. Gene Ontology annotation, biological process: positive regulation of transcription by RNA polymerase II. Gene Ontology annotation, cellular component: nucleus. Gene Ontology annotation, molecular function: transcription coactivator activity; DNA-binding transcription factor binding. The record is from RefSeq and is a predicted model, not a curated record. The coding region runs from base 251 to 688 and encodes 145 amino acids. Lineage: Eukaryota; Metazoa; Chordata; Chondrichthyes; Orectolobiformes; Hemiscylliidae. The transcript has 4 exons.
AGUUUCUGAUUGUUGUUGCAAAUAUCAUUUCUUCCUGACUGGCGGCUUAGAGUCGCUUUCCUGCCUCUGUGUGGGUGGGAUUUUGUGUCUCCUGUUACUGCCAUUUGGAAGGGGGGGGUGACCGUCCCCACUUACCAGCCCAAAUACCCCUCACCGAGAUGUUACAACUGCUGCCCCUUGUCAACACAUCUCCGCAGCCUGAACAUCACAGACAGCAGAGUGUGUGAACGGCAGUUCAGGCAGUAUACAAAUGCUCUCAGCUCAGCCAGACACCAAGCCGAAGGGUUGUGCUGGCUGCAACCGGAAGAUUAAAGACCGCUAUCUCCUGAAGGCGCUGGAUAAGUACUGGCAUGAGGACUGCCUGAAAUGUGCCUGUUGUGACUGCCGCCUCGGAGAGGUGGGUUCAACACUGUACACCAAGGCAAACCUCAUCCUCUGUCGCAGAGACUACCUGAGGUUGUUCGGUGUGACGGGGAAUUGUGCAGCAUGCAGCAAGCUGAUUCCUGCCUUUGAGAUGGUAAUGAGAGCCAAGGACAAUGUUUAUCACCUGGACUGUUUUGCUUGUCAGCUCUGUAAUCAGAGGUUUUGCGUUGGAGAUAAAUUCUUCCUCAAGAACAAUAUGAUUCUGUGCCAGACAGACUAUGAGGAAGGUUUGAUGAAAGAAGGCUAUGCUUCCCAGGUUCGCUGAUCCCACAGCCACACGUGUCAAAUUAGUUUUAAGCACUAACUUCUGUAUUGUUUACUCAACAUGUAAAUAUGAAUUGAAACAGGGACUAAUAGAAUAGACCUACAGUACCCCGAGCUGGUGGCCAUGUUUGGAAUAAAGAUGGGAAGAGAAACCGUAUAUAGUCAUUUUGUUCCUGUUCUACAUUGAAUGUCUUCUAGACCGACUGUAUAUAUUGAGCUUUGUCAUGAGGGAAAACUAUUCCCUUUCUUUUGUUUGCUGCUUACAGUUUAUAACUUUGUUUGUGUCAUUUGGCAUGAGAUGUUCAUUUUG